UGUCAAAAAUCAUUAUGGUAUUUCAUCAUCUCCACUUGUAAACAAUCCUAUUUCGCUCCUUUUCCUUUUCUGCUGGGGCAAUAACUUCUGCCUUUCUCCCCAUAAAACUCCUGUUCUUUCUGCCCUUUCUGGCUCCUUCUAUUCCAAGUUGGAAGAAAAAGCUGUUUCAUCUCGCGUAAAUUUCAAUGGGCACAUGUCAUCCUGGCCCUUCUCUGAAGUUGUUGUCCAGCAAAGUGGGAUGCAUGCUUUGUGGUUGUGGCUCACUGGAGAAAUAUAAGAGGUUGGAUGAGAAACUUGAAAGGAAAAUGAUUGAAGUUAGGAGAACUGCUUCAGGACAUGCAAAUUUUAAAUCAAUCAAUAGCAUUAUUAUGAGGUUCCCUCAGUUUAAAGAGGGAUUAAAAAACCUCAGAGGUGCAUUUGAGCAGUAUGAUGAAGACUCUAAUGGAACCAUUGACAAAGAGGAACUUAAAAAGUGCUUAGAGAAACUGCAACUUCAUUUAAAAGAAGAGGAGGUUGAGGAUCUGUUCCAUUCAUGUGACAUUGAUGGGAGUGACGGAAUACAGUUUAAUGAGUUUAUUGUUCUCCUGUGUCUCAUCUAUCUUCUGAUGAAACCUGCUUCCUCUCCCGAUACAGCUUCCACAACAUCAAAGAUUGGUUCACCAGACAUUGAGGCCACUUUCAACACUAUUGUUGAGGCAUUCUUGUUUCUUGAUAAGAAUGGUGAUGGGAAAUUAAACAAGCAAGACAUGAUCAAGGCGUUGAAUGAUUACUCUCCAUGGGAAAAAUCCCCUGCACAUGUCACCAGGACCAGAUUCAAGGAAAUGGAUUGGGACAAGAAUGGGAUGGUCAGCUUCAGAGAAUUCCUCUUUGCUUUUGUUAGCUGGGUCGGAAUUGACAGUGAUGAAGAAGAAAUUCCUGAGGAAGGAAGCUAAAUGCAAACAAAAUUAAACACUCUGCUGUGAGAUCAGGUAUUGUCUUAGAUGUUUGUCCAUUUAUCUAAAACAUUCCCAGUACAUUAUUCCUAAGUGUUGCUAUUAUCUUAGAUAUUGAACCUCCGAAUGUAGUGUUAAAUUCGAACAGAUUAUUCUUGUUCUUUCUUUCUGUAAUCUAAUAUAUUGUGCCGUUUAAA
This is a messenger RNA of Rubroshorea leprosula, 1129 nucleotides long. The record is from the annotation of a GenBank genome assembly. NCBI's taxonomy places the organism in Eukaryota, Viridiplantae, Streptophyta, Magnoliopsida, Malvales, Dipterocarpaceae.